Molecule: messenger RNA, 1551 nt
Organism: Aspergillus calidoustus
Lineage: Eukaryota; Fungi; Ascomycota; Eurotiomycetes; Eurotiales; Aspergillaceae
Source: the annotation of a GenBank genome assembly
AUGGUCAAUCUCUUCCAGAGGCAGAAGCACGACAAUAGAGGGGUUGAGGGGGAGGACCAUGAGCAGCAACCGGCAAAUGAGCGGACUCGCCUGCUCCCGCGCGAGAACGAGGGUUACUUGAGUCCUGAUGACCCUGCUGUCUCGCCCUACAAUCUCUGGAGCGUCCGAGCCCUACGGGGCCUCUCCUCGACUUUCCUCGCCAUUAGCUUCGUCUGGUGGACAUUCCUCCUAGUGUCGCUCUUCGUCAGUGCACCAGCACUGCAUACUCGAGGAUCCGGAUUCUUCGCCUUCGCCUACACAACCCUAACAGUCGGCUACCUUCUCUUUGGGAUAAUUUUCUUCGCCGUACCCUCCAAGCCAAUGACAAUAUGGGGCGUAGUGCUCGCCAUCUUCCUCUUCAUCGACAUGAUCAUCACAAUUGCUGUCCCACGCAUUCGAGUUGAAGAAGGCUGGGUCGGAAUAGCCACCGUGGUCUGGGCAACCAUUAUCGCAAUCUAUAACAUUGUUCAGAACCGCUACGUCGCAUGGGGAAAGCGAGAGGAGGAGGAACGCCUUACAGGCCGCGAGGAGACCCGCCGUUCUCUGCGUGAAUGGCUCGCUGUAUUCGCUGAAACUCUGUUCAUGGCUGUCAUUGCUAUCAUAUCCAUUCUGUUCAUGAUCACUUUGAUCCUGCGCGCGCGUGACGCGAGCCUCAAAGCCCCGGGACAGAAAUACUACGUCAGCGCGCGCAGCUACCAAGUCCACCUCAACUGUGUAGGUAACAACACAAGCAACAAAGACACCCCAACCGUCCUUCUUGAAGCCGGUGACGGCCCUGUCGAACACACGCUUCAGCCCUUUAUCGACGAACUGCACCAGAAGGGCGCCAUAACCCGCUACUGCUACUGGGACCGACCGGGCAUGGCCUGGUCCGAUAACGCACCCUCUCCCUUCUCCGCUGGCAUGGCUUCAGACGCCCUUUCCGAAGCCCUCGCCCUCGCUGAUGAAGAGGGUCCAUGGGUCCUUGUUUCCGCAGGAAUAGGCAGCAUCUACAACCGCAUCUUCGCAAGCCGCCACCUUCUUGAGGUCGAGGGCAUCUUCCUCAUCGACCCGCUCCAUGAAGAUUACCUAGCCGACAUCGCACAACCAGGUCGCGGCUUUGCCCUCUGGCUUCGUGGUAUCUUGUCCCCACUCGGCCUCGACCGUAUUUUCGGCGCAAUCUUCCGGGGUCGCACACGCGAGGACCGCGUCUUCGGUCGCAGCGCUUACCAAACGGGUAAAUAUAUUCGCGCGAAGCUACAAGAGAACCUCGUUGCGGGGUCCAUGACGAGGUCGGAGAUCGAGGCUGCGAGGCACGUCCAGAUGGCUGAUACGCCACUUACCGUUGUGAGUUCGGGUGUUAAGGUCGACGGGGAUAAGAAGUGGGCGAGCAAGCAGGAGGAUCUGACAGGGAUCACGAAGAACCUGAGGAACUGGGAUAUUGUCAAGGAUGCGCCGCAUGAGGUUUGGAGGACGACGGAGGGGAGGAGGGUGCUUGAGAAGAGGUUGAGGGAGAUGGUGUCGGAGGAAUGA